Molecule: messenger RNA, 945 nt
Organism: Aspergillus steynii IBT 23096
Lineage: Eukaryota; Fungi; Ascomycota; Eurotiomycetes; Eurotiales; Aspergillaceae
Product: intradiol ring-cleavage dioxygenase
Exons: 2
Coding region: 1-945 (314 amino acids)
Molecular function (GO): ferric iron binding; oxidoreductase activity, acting on single donors with incorporation of molecular oxygen, incorporation of two atoms of oxygen
Source: RefSeq, a predicted model, not a curated record
AUGCUCUUCUUCAAACUUUUGACCAUAUCAACCGCUUUCUUUUAUUCAAGCUUUGCGCAUCAUGGACCGCAUCCUAGAGCAAGCAAGGCGGACAUGAUCCGCCGAGGAAAGCUGUCCCAUCACUGCUCAAACCAUGUCGCGCACUUCAACGAGAAGCGAUGGAAACAAAGUCUUGCCAAGCGGGCAGAUUUCACAAACCCAUCUCUGAUGGAAGCACCCUACUACGACACCAUCCAGAAUGGCACCUGCGUUCUGUCCCCAGAGAUCACAAGCGGUCCCUAUGUCUGGCCACGCUCGCAGACCUUACGUCAGGAAAUGAGCGAAGAUCAGCCGGGCAUUCCGCUGUGGUUAGACAUCGGCGUCAUGGACAUGGCGACCUGCGCGCCGCUUGAAGGCGCACUAGUUGACAUUUGGCACUGCAACGCGACCGGAAAAUACUCCAGCUUUACGGAAAUAAAAUCCAUAGGUGAUUAUCAGAAGGAGCACAAUGUCAGUCACGUGGAGUUCGGCGUCGAUGAUAUCCAUACCGACGACACUACCUUCUGCCGCGGAAUGUGGCCAACGGACCAGAACGGCAUGAUGGAAGUGAAGACGAUUUUCCCGGGCUUCUACCCUAAAAGAGCAGUUCACAUCCAUGUGCAAAUCCAUACCGAUUGGUCUGCCCGGGAGAAUGGCACCAUGGCCCACGGAAACACGGUCCAUACAGGAGAGAUGUACUUUGACGAGAACCUCUUGCAGACGGUCUUGGCCGAGCAGCCUUAUGUAUCCAAUACCAGGGUCGAUCGGACCCUAAGCUCCGAGGAUAGCAUAGUUGCUGGGAAUUUUGAGGGCGGUUACAGCCCGAUGGUCUCCGUGGUUCCUGCUGAUGGCGAGGAUGUGACCAAGGGAAUGAUCGGGUAUAUUACUCUUGGAGUCGAUACUGAAGCGGUGAAAUUUAAAACGUGA